Messenger RNA from Spea bombifrons (plains spadefoot toad), 1410 nucleotides. It is a transcript of the gene CYRIB, whose product is annotated as CYFIP related Rac1 interactor B. The record is from RefSeq and is a predicted model, not a curated record. The transcript has 14 exons. Gene Ontology annotation, molecular function: small GTPase binding. Lineage: Eukaryota; Metazoa; Chordata; Amphibia; Anura; Pelobatidae. Gene Ontology annotation, biological process: regulation of actin filament polymerization; positive regulation of T cell activation. The coding region runs from base 328 to 1302 and encodes 324 amino acids.
CCCACUUGCUGCAGUGUGUGUCAGAGCCGGGAGCUUCAAUGAGGAGGAAGCAGUGAAUGGAGAUGCUGCAGCGGCACUAGGCCCCAGGACCCUGCCUCCCCGUCCGGGCCGCUCCAUCAGACCCUCAGGAACGAGUUGCCGCAGGCCGUCGCCUUGUGAAGUGGACCUCUUUGAAGCACUCGAAGAAGCCCUCGUCUGCUGAUCAGGGAGCCGAAGUACCAGCACUGGUCGAAGGUUGGCUGACAUGGGUAAUCUCAUUAAAGUGCUAACCAGAGAUAUAGACCACAAUUCAGCACAUUUUUUCUUGGAUUUUGAAAGUACCUUAUCAUGGGGAACCUUCUUAAAGUUUUGACUUGCACAGACCUUGAGCAGGGGCCAAAUUUUUUCCUUGAUUUUGAAAAUGCUCAGCCUACAGAAUCAGAGAAGGAGAUCUAUAACCAGGUGAAUGUGGUGCUAAAGGACGCCGAAGGAAUCUUAGAUGACUUACAGUCCUACCGAGGAGCAGGACACGAAAUCCGAGAGGCCAUCCAACAUGCUACUGAUGAAAAGUUACAAGAGAAAGCGUGGGGGGCCGUGGUCCCUCUAGUAGGCAAACUAAAGAAGUUCUAUGAAUUCUCUCAAAGACUUGAAGCGGCGCUCCGCGGGCUCCUGGGAGCUCUCACCAGCACUCCGUACUCCCCGACGCAGCACCUGGAGCGGGAGCAGGCUCUGGCCAAGCAGUUUGCCGAAAUCCUCCACUUUACCCUCCGAUUCGAUGAGCUAAAGAUGACGAAUCCGGCCAUACAGAACGAUUUCAGUUAUUACAGAAGAACCCUGAGCCGCAUGAGGAUUAACAACGUCCCCGCAGAAGGAGAAAAUGAAGUGAACAACGAGCUGGCCAAUAGGAUGUCUUUAUUUUAUGCAGAAGCCACGCCCAUGCUUAAAACCUUAAGCGACGCGACCACAAAGUUUGUAUCGGAGAACAAGAAUUUACCGAUAGAAAAUACCACUGAUUGUUUAAGUACAAUGGCCAGCGUGUGCAGAGUCAUGCUGGAAACACCGGAAUACCGGAGCAGGUUUACGAACGAAGAGACCGUGUCGUUCUGCCUGAGGGUGAUGGUGGGGGUAAUCAUUCUCUACGACCACGUGCAUCCGGUCGGAGCUUUCGCAAAAACGUCAAAGAUUGAUAUGAAAGGAUGUAUCAAGGUCCUUAAAGAACAGCCUCCCAACAGUGUAGAAGGACUUCUAAACGCUCUCAGGUACACGACAAAGCAUUUGAAUGACGAGACUACCUCCAAGCAGAUCAAGACGAUGCUGCAAUAACCCAGCCGAUGGAUUCGCCCCCGCUGCGGACAGUAUUCUGCGAUGACUGAGAGACACGGCGGAUUUUAGUGAUUGCACCUACUAUCUCUCCCACCGCUCUCAUUAUCU